AUUUCAGUUCAACCUCAUCGCUCGAUUGAUCAAGUUUAAAGAUGCAGCCCGCGAAAGCUGAAGACCAAGAUCUGGAACUGCUGUCAAAAAUUUUCCAUUUGUUGGAAUCGGAACGAGUUUUCAAGCCCCACAAGGAAGACAAAAUAUUUCCUUUUGUACCACCUACGGAACUUAAAGACCUCUUCGACUUGAACCUCGAAAAUGUUCAACCGACAAGUGCCGAAAACCGAGAAGCAACUCUGCGUAAGGUCAUUCAGUACUCGAUAAAGUCCAACCAUCCCAACUACCAUCACGAGAUGUUUGCCGGGCCAGAUCUUUGUGGCCUUGCUGCUUCAUGGAUCACUGACGCUUUGAACGCGAUGCAGUUUACAUUUGAAGCGGCGCCGGUUUUCUCCCUGAUCGACACUGCGGUUUUGCAGUACCUUUUGGGAUUGUGCGGCUUUCCGGAUGGUGAAGGAGUUUCUACUCCUGGUGGAUCCGUCGCUAAUAUGUACGCGAUCGCAAUGGCUCGCCACAAAUUGAUGCCCGAACUUAAGAAAAACGGAAUGUACAACGUGCAAAAAUUUAAAAUUUUCACUUCUCAAGAUGCUCAUUACAGCAUCACGAAAAGUGCAAACUGGCUCGGACUAGGUGAGGAAAAUGUGCUCAGGAUUGCAACGGACGAUCGUUGCCGGAUCAACGUUGACGCACUGGACCGAGCCAUCGCUGAGUCUAUCGACGAGGGUUGCAAACCUUUGAUAGUUUCGGUUACAGCUGGCACCACCGUUUUCGGUGCUAUCGAUAAACUGGACCGGGUGGCUGAUGUCUGUCAGCGGUAUAAAGUUUGGAUGCAUGUUGAUGGAGCUUGGGCAGGUGCCGCGCUUCAUUCCCGGAAAUAUCGAUCCCUGUUGGCCGGAUUGGAACGAGCCGAUUCGGUUAGUUUAUGUCCACAGAAAAUCGUUGGAGUGCCGUUGCAAUGUUCGAUGUUUCUCAUGCGACACCGUGGUUUGUUGAAAGAUUGUAACGCUGCCUGUGCCGAAUAUCUUUUCCCGACUGAUAAGUACUACGAUGUGGCCUACGACACCGGAGAUUUGUCGGUGCAGUGCGGUAGAAAAAUCGAUUCGUUCAAGUUUUGGUUUAUGCUGAAGGCUCGUGGUACAGAUUGGUUUGAAAAAUCCGUUGACUCCGCUUUGGAUUGCGCCCAAUACUUCAAGAAGGCCAUCAGUGGAAAUCCCUACUUUAAGUUGGUCUUACCGGAGUAUGAGUUCACAAAUAUUUGUUUCUGGUUCAUUCCCAAACGGCUUCAACUGGAUCCAAAUGGAGGACAAGAAUCCGACGAAUGGUGGAAGGAAAUCCAUAAGGUGACACUUGCUUUGAAGGCAAAAAUGGUGAAGAAGGGCAAUUUGAUGGUCAGUUAUACAUCGAACCAUCACAAGAGAUUGGGGUAUUUCUUCCGAAUGGUCAUUAAAUGUGUUCCGGCUCCCACAACCGAGAGAAUGGAUUUUGUCGUCCAAGAGAUGAUAGCACUCGGUGCCGAUAUGUAACAUAAAUGAAAAAAAAAUGUACUUGUAUGUAUGAAUGUAGAAUUUGUUAUGCGGUGGUGUCAUA
Molecule: messenger RNA, 1587 nt
Organism: Uranotaenia lowii
Lineage: Eukaryota; Metazoa; Arthropoda; Insecta; Diptera; Culicidae
Product: acidic amino acid decarboxylase GADL1-like
Exons: 8
Coding region: 42-1523 (493 amino acids)
Biological process (GO): carboxylic acid metabolic process
Cellular component (GO): cytoplasm
Molecular function (GO): carboxy-lyase activity; pyridoxal phosphate binding
Source: RefSeq, a predicted model, not a curated record